CCUUUGGGUGAAAAAGGGGGAGAGCACUUAGAAGGAUUGCGCUGUUUUGUUGGCGAAAAGACUUCACUUUCGUCAAGACUUUGCUGGUGAAAAGCGAUCAGUUCCCUCUCUCAAACUCCCUCUGUCAAAUUUCAAAUUUCAAAUUUGUCGAUAAAAAGAGAUCAUUUUCCCCUCAAUAAAUCCCCCCCCCCCUACGCUCUCUUCCAGACCUCACUUCCUUCAAUACUCGAGUACGAAGCUUGGAAAGACAAGAAGGAGAUCCUACGGGCAUCUGGAGAGGGAGACCAGGCCAGGCUCAACCAGCUGCUCCAGGCCAGAACCUCCAUUAAGGGCAUGGUGCUCGAAGAUGAACCGUGGGAGACGACCACAACGACCCCGGAACCGACCUACCCCCCAGACGAGAUCAUCGAGACGACCACGAUGGACCCCGAGGAACUCGCGAGGAUUAGGGCGGAGCAGCAGGCCAAGCUGGACGAGGCACUGACCGAAAGCGCCGAGGAGAUCAAUUCCAUGAUGACCCAGCUGGAGAUGAUCAACACGGACACCCUCUCGGACUGCACGCAACUCUUCUCGACCGUGUCUUCUAUCGUUGGGGAUGGGAAGACGGUCGAUAUCAAGGGGAAGGAUCUGGCUACGCAACAGGUGACCGGUUCUUGCCUCACGAAGGUGUUGCUUAACAUGACCAUCAGCGAUCCAGCGGAACCUGAGGCGUUUGUGAGCAACAGCAUGCAGUCUAUAUCCUCUAUGACUACGGGCACGUCAGACAAAGUUCUCGAGGACAACAUCCUGCCGACGGACCUGAAGGCAUCUGUCGAGGGCGAGUAUUCCGAGUACGAAAACAUCGACGCCACCCUCGAGGAACUAGGGAUUGCGCUGGAGGAGGACCCUGCGGCGGAGGAGGAGCUUCUGAACGACGGGCUGACCGAUGAACAGAGAGAACUGCAGGAGAAGAAGAAACUCGCGCUAAAGGUCCAGAAAUACCGCGCCGUGACGCAGGUCCAGAAGACCCUGACGGCGGUGGAGCAAAUGCAGACGAAGCUGCUGCAGAUCGUCUUCCCGGGGGAGAAGCCCAUCUUCGUCAACACGGAGGACGGCCUCGAGAUGACCAUGGUCAUGAUGGAGGCGAAGGAUUUAGCGGGGUACCAGCUGUGGCAAGGGGGAGGCGUCUACGAGUUUCCUGACAUCUGUGACAUCCUGAAGGAGGAGAAGAUCGAGACCGGGAACUGCUCGUCGACGGAGACCGGGAAUUACACUGUGGGAAUCCAAGCCGUGGCCUGGCCGGUUAUCGUGCAGUCCUUCGGAGACGGCGCCAAGGAGAAGCUGAGUCGAACCACCAAGACGAUGCAGAUUCGACUCGUUCAGCGAAUAUCCGAAACCGAGAUCGAAGUCAUCCCCGUGGAGGACCUGGAACCCGAAAACGAAAUCAAGAUCUACGUACCGAGAGGAGGGAGGAAGAGGGAAGGACCGAAGUUAACGGAACCGACCUUCGUGGACCCCAACCACUACCUCGAACUUGGCGUGGAGGACGAGAGCAUGCUGUGCACCUCCUUCAACGUGAGUCGCGAAUGGUCCUCCAUCAACGUCGAGAUCACAGUGCAGAAUCCGGAGGCGAAUCUCAUCGUCUUCAUAAGGCGGCUGGAAAUGCCAACGCUGACUGAAUACGACCUGGUCGUGAAUUUGGAGGAUAUCACUCGGGUUCGCAACGUGUCAGAACCCAGGCUGGAACCGUACGACCCCUACGGAAACGACACUAAUUCCUACAUGUACGAUAUCGUUGUUUUAUGUUUGCCAGAUGUACUCUUCCCCCUGUAUGACGUGUACCUUGAAGAUGAAUUUGUGACGAACCAGACGGGUUUAUACUACGUCUGUCUCUCCGAAUUCGCUAAUUACACGGACGAGGAGGGCUUCUGGGCUGACAGCGACGCCUUUAACCUCACUCUGGCCAACAUCACGAAGGUGUGGAGCACGAACUACACCGUCAGGAUGUACACUUCGUCUUGCCUUUUCUUCAAGGAGGACACCAUGUCUUGGGACAGGAACGGCUGCAGGGUGUUGACGGCCAACGUGACUCACACUGUCUGUUCCUGCAACCAUCUCACGUCCUUCGCCUCGGGAUUCUUCCCACAGCCUAAUGCCAUCGACUUUAAUAAGCUCCUGAACAUGAACGCGGCAGACAACCCAACCAUCAUAAUAACAAUGAUAGCAACGCUGGCAGUCUACAUUAUGCUCCUUAUCUGGGGUCGAUUCAAAGAUAAGGAAGACCUGACCAAACUGGGAGCCACGCCCCUUCCAGACAACGACCCCAGGGACAAGUACCUCUACGAAAUCAUGGUGUUCACGGGCGGCAAGGAGGAGGCGGCGACCAAGAGCAAAGUGCAGUUCAUCGUCUCGGGAGAAAAGGCGGAGACCGAAAUCAGGACGUUUGAAGACCGCGAGAGGACCAUUUUCAAGAGGAACGGCGUCGAUAUCUUUGUCAUGGCCGUUCCUGAGGCCUUGGGGAACCUGCAGUUUUUGAGGAUUUGGCAUGAUAAUAGUGGGAAGGGAGCUGAAGCCUCGUGGUACGUUCGUUACAUCAUCUUCAGGGACGUUCAGACCGGCCAGAAGUACGAGUUCAUUGCAAAUAGGUGGUUUGCAGUUGAACACGACGAUUGCAAGAUCGACCGUCUUAUCGGGGUUGCCGGCGAUGCUCAGCAGAAGGAAUUCAAGCACCUCUUUGACACGAAAUCCCACAAGAACCUUUACGACGGACAUCUCUGGUUCUCCGUCUUCGCCCGCCCUGCUCGAUCCAGAUUCACGCGCGUCCAGAGGAUAACGGCGUGCAUGGCCCUCCUGUACCUCAGCAUGACAGCCAAUGCCAUGUUCGACGGGGUAGUGCCAGAGGAACCGGGCACUGGCUCCCUCAAGGUCGGACCCUUCGCGAUGUCCCCCGCGGCGAUCGGCGUGGGUCUCCUCUCCAACCUGGUGACAUUCCCCCCGACGCUCAUCAUCAUACAGCUCUUCCGCAAGGUGUCACCGAAGUACACGGGUGUCCAGGAUCCAGAAAGCCAUGGAUAA
Penaeus monodon (black tiger shrimp) is the source of this 3054-nucleotide messenger RNA. RefSeq lists its product as uncharacterized. The record is from RefSeq and is a predicted model, not a curated record. Gene Ontology annotation, biological process: kidney development; detection of mechanical stimulus. NCBI's taxonomy places the organism in Eukaryota, Metazoa, Arthropoda, Malacostraca, Decapoda, Penaeidae. Gene Ontology annotation, cellular component: membrane. Gene Ontology annotation, molecular function: calcium channel activity; protein binding.